Messenger RNA from Daldinia caldariorum, 2463 nucleotides. Its product is annotated as S-adenosylmethionine decarboxylase. The transcript has 2 exons. NCBI's taxonomy places the organism in Eukaryota, Fungi, Ascomycota, Sordariomycetes, Xylariales, Hypoxylaceae. Gene Ontology annotation, biological process: spermine biosynthetic process; spermidine biosynthetic process. Gene Ontology annotation, cellular component: cytosol. The coding region runs from base 438 to 2018 and encodes 526 amino acids. Gene Ontology annotation, molecular function: adenosylmethionine decarboxylase activity. The record is from RefSeq and is a predicted model, not a curated record.
GUAUUCGACUUGGACUCGCAACCUCUUUUGUUGCCCGUUCUUCUAUUAUUACCAUACUUGCAGAUAUCCUCGUCUGCUAGGUCCGAUACUCCCCCACAGGUAUCGGUUUCUGCCAGAACGAGGCUUUAAACAAGGCGUCACCAUUUCUUGGUCAAAGGUCUUCUUUCUCCCCCUCCGAGCUCGACCACCCUAACGUCCUCUUCGUGAGACGUUAAAAAAAAAACUUGCUAUUGUAGCUGGCUCCGCCAGCAUUCACGGUUUCUCAUUAACCUGUGGGCCUACUCUCUCAAACGAACGCCGCAAGGUUCGUUUGGGCGGCAGUCAGUGCUCCGCGGUCGCUACAGUACCUCAUCUGCGGCAAACAUCCCGGUAUCAGAACAACAAGCCAGCUCCUCUUAAUCAUUUCGGCUGCUCGCCUCUAGGGUCCCUGUACGGAGAUGGUCAACCUCGAUAUUCCCACCAAUUAUACAUUUUCGCCAUCUGAUGGUACCCCCCAAUUGACAAUCAAUCAUGAUGUUGCUUCGGAUCUAGACUCCACCAAUGCCUUCGAAGGCCCGGAAAAGUUGCUCGAGGUUUGGUUCGCCCCUAACCCUAAAGCUCUCCCGGCCGGUGUUAAGGAGAAUGGCUUAAAGUCGGUUUCCAGUGAGACCUGGGUUGAGAUGCUUGACAUGGUCAAUUGCAAGAUUCUCUCGGUCCUUGAAGCUGAGCACAUGGACGCCUACCUGCUUUCCGAGUCCAGCAUGUUCGUGUUUCCGCACAAGCUUAUCCUCAAAACGUGCGGUACUACUACACUUCUUCUCGGUCUUCACAGGCUGCUUCGAAUCGCUGCCGAACAUGCCGGGUUCCCUUUCCAUAACGCUACCUCCCUAAACGAUAUCCAUGCUGCCGCUACGCCAUAUCGAGUAUUCUACUCCCGAAAGAACUUCCUAUUUCCCCAGAAGCAGCAGGGUCCUCAUCGUAGCUGGAAGCAGGAAGUCAAGUAUCUUGAUGACAUGUUCGAGGGAGGAAGCGCUUAUAUGGUUGGAAAGAUGAAUGGUGAUCAUUGGUACCUAUACAUCACCUCACCGUCAACGAGCUUGACGCCACCCCGUACGCCGGACAGUGAAAAGGCAUCUAUGAACCCUACCAGAAAGUUAAAGAUUUCUACCGGCCUUACUUCCGCCUUCAAUGGAGGUUUAGAGGUCAAAGAUGAAACACUCGAGAUUUUGAUGACGGACCUGGAUCCAGAGAAUGCGAAGAAAUUCUAUCUAGAGCACGCGAGUGCGGUCGCGAGCACUAGGCUCUCUGAGCAGGUCGAGGAAGCACGGCAGAUGGCUAUUGACAGUCUUGGAGACCUAUCGAACAGUACCGCUACGCUCAAGACCAUAAGCACGGUUGAGAGCGCAUUUGAUGACACAGUUGACGUGUUCAGCAACGGAAGCGACUCUGACCUGCAUGAUGCUCAUACCCCACUCUCUGAGCAAGCGGAUGCUGAGUGCCUAAACACAGAAGGGCAUGCACUUGGGACCGUGGUAUCAGAUGCUUGUGGCCUUUCGGAUGUGUAUCCCACUUCUAAAUAUCCCGAUGCCCGUAUCGAUGCCUACCUUUUUACUCCGUGCGGUUUCUCGGCCAAUGGCAUUAUCCCGGCCCCUCAUAAUCAGGAACAUGAUGAGGAUGCUAAGUCCACUCAUUAUUUCACUGUGCAUGUGACCCCUGAGCCGAUCUGCUCGUUCGCUUCGUUCGAAACCAAUGUCCCGGGCGGGCAGAAUGGGCGUGAAACCUCGGAAAUUAUCGAUCACGUGGUUCGGAUCUUCAAGCCUGGACGAUUCAGCGUCACGCUUUUCGAGGCUAAGACAAUUCAUGCGUACAAUAGCGACGAAGUUCUAGCCGGCCGCAACAAGCGUAUGGAGAAAAUCCCGGGGUAUCGACGCAUGGACCGCAUUGUCCACGAUUUUGACGAUUACGAACUUGUCUUCCGGUAUUAUGAGCGGGAGGAUUGGGUUGGUGGAAGCGGACCCCGCGUUGGAGAAGAUCUUUGAGGGAUAAUUGGACUAUCGGCACACUCUACGUCUGAUUUUCUUCAUCUUUUUUUGGUUCGCGUUACUUUAUAUUAUGUUCUCGAAAUUUCGUGAUAGUUAGCUGGCAUGUUUGCGGGGGAAAUUGAGUAUGUGUAAUAACUGUUAGGUGGUUAGGAGACUAAUGUUUUUUUUGUCCUUUGGUAUUUCAUCAAGCUGUUCCAGAAUGACAAGACUAAGACACAACACAGCCAUUCUUUAGUAAUUGAAUCUCAUAUCUUCUGAAUUACAAGAAUCAUGCCAUUUGACUAGGAAUCAGUUGGGAAACCCAAAGAGAAAUUACUUCCACAAUUUCAUAGUGACGUAUCUUAUUAAUUUACUCGAUGCGUCAGUGUGCUGUGCUUGAAAACAUGAACACCUAAGGCAGUAGAAAUCCCCUUUCGAUCCAGUUGGUUAUGGAUUCAACAAU